Messenger RNA from Pelodiscus sinensis (Chinese soft-shelled turtle), 1114 nucleotides. NCBI's taxonomy places the organism in Eukaryota, Metazoa, Chordata, Testudines, Trionychidae. The record is from RefSeq and is a predicted model, not a curated record.
GGCUUGGAACAGAGUACUGGUCUAAACGCAGACUCGGCGUCUCAUGCCUGAGCGCCACGAGCCACCAGCAUGUUGGGGGGAUUUGCUCUCCAGACAGACAAAAAGGAGUCUCACGCCACAAAGCCUUGUUUUACAGAUGAAGCAGUUCAGAGUUUACUCUACAAGAUGACAGGGUUGGAUUUACAGAAGAUUUUUAGACCCCUUAAACAGGAGCUUAAACCACCCACGUACAAAUUAAUGACAGAAAGUGAGCUAGCGGAGGCCACAAGAAAAGCCAUUCAGGAAGCUAAAGAACUAUUAAAAAUGUCCCCUGUUCUGAGUGAGCGAGAGCCAAUUGAUGAUGUGUUAGCAGAAGACAGGAUCCUAGAAGGAACUGAAACUGCCAAAUAUGUGUUUACUGAUAUAACUUACAGUACACCACACCGUGAACGUUUCAUUGUAGUUAGAGAACCAACUGGUGUGUUACGUAAAGCCACCUGGGAAGAACGGGACAGGAUGAUACAAGUGUACUUCCCAAGAGAGGGACGCAAACUUGUUCCACCACCAAUAUUCAAGGAUGAAAAUCUUUUGACUGUGUUUCGUGAGGAUCGUCAUGAAGAUAUACUUAACCUAUGCAUUGCACAGUUUGAGCCAGAUUCAGCUAACUAUAUCAGAGUUCAUCAUCGGACAUAUGACGACAUUGAUAAACAUGCCAAAUAUCAUCUUCUACGUUCAACAAGACACUUUGGAGGAAUGGUUUGGUAUCUAGUAAAUAGGAAGAAGACCGAUGGCUUAUUAAUAGAUAUGAUUCAGAGAAAUUUAAUGGAUGAUGCAACAUGCUUAGUCAGCCUCUAUCAUAUACUCCAUCCCGACUGUCAGUCAGCAAAAGCAGCAAAAGACCAGGUACUUCAUGGAGUCGAUUUAAUCAAGGUGUUCAUGAAAACAGAAUCAAAUAGGAUUGGAUAUAUAGAACUGGCUCUUCAAGCUUAUCAGGAAGCAUUGGCUAGCUCAGCAGCUUUGUGAAAGACUGGAUUAAAUAAGUUUUAAAUGUCAGAUGUUUUGUUAUGUUAACACAUGGGAAGUACAAACUGUUGCUAAUGCUGUAUAGAACUCUAAAAUAAAACAACCAACUGAG